AUGCAAGCCUACGGUCGUUACGAUUUUACAGCAACGGCUGAGGACGAGCUGAGUUUCCAAAAAGGAGCUGUUCUCAAAGUACUCAACACCGAAGAAGAUAUGAACUGGUAUAAAGCCGAAUUCAAAGGAAAAGAAGGUUAUGUGCCAAAGACAUAUAUUGAAAUGGGCCCUAAUCCUUGGUUCUAUGGAAGUAUACCGCGCGCUGAAGCUGAAAGAAUUCUUCUUCAAAAAGACGGAAAUCGAUUUAUCCAACCGGAUGGUGCUUUUCUCCUACGCAUGUGCGAAUCGUCUCCUGGUGACUUUUCCUUAUCUGUCAAAUAUCAAGAUCAAGCUCAGCAUUUUAAAGUCCUUCGCGAUGGAAUGGGUAAAUAUUUUCUAUGGGUAGUAAAAUUCGAAUCAAUCAAUGAACUGAUUGAUUAUCAUCGUUCAACAUCAGUUAAUCGUGGACAAAAUCUAUUACUUAAAGAUAUGGUAACAGAAUCUGAUCAAGCAGCAGCAUAUAACAAUAAAAAUCAACAACAGAACAAUCAACGAAUUACACAACAGAACUCAGUACCACAACAACCAAUGCCAACAACAGCAGCAGCAGAUGGUCAAACUUACGUUGCUGCUUAUGAUUUUCAACCACAAGAAGAUGGUGAAAUUGAAUUAAGACGUGGCGAUCGUAUCCGAAUGCUAGAUCAAAGUGAUUCAAACUGGUGGAAAGGUGAAGUUCGUGGUAAAGUUGGUCUUUUUCCUGCCACAUAUGUUCGAACUUUAUAA
Molecule: messenger RNA, 762 nt
Organism: Adineta ricciae
Lineage: Eukaryota; Metazoa; Rotifera; Eurotatoria; Adinetida; Adinetidae
Source: the annotation of a GenBank genome assembly